AUGUCCGGAGCAGAAGAUAAACGAGUGGAGGUAGAGAGAGGAGUGCAAUUCGUGGAGCGGCAAAAGACCAAGAAGACCAAGAGUACUGAUGGGGGCGAGGUCCCACUACCAAGCGAUCAAAUUGCUGCACUGGCAAAGGAAUGCAUACCGUCAUGGAUAGAAAGUGGGAGAAUUCCGAAACCGCCUGUUGAGCUCUCAGACGAAGUGUAUGCUCCAAGCAUACCGUCAAGAGGCUACCAAUUCUGUAUGGUGUGCGGAAAACACAAGAAAUUCACUAGUUUAACAGGUCAUAUACAGGAUAGCCAUAAGGAAUUUGCGGAGAAAUGGGAGAUUCAGGUUCUAGUGCACACGGGUCGCGGAAUGCUAGAAAGAACGAAGAAGGCAAGCGUUGACUUCACGCGGAUACCGGAACCAAGGACUGACCGAGAGUGGGACACGUACGAAGAAAUAGUGGCUCAACUACGGAACGGCGGGGUUUUGGAGCGUCAAGUGGUGCUCCGUGAGCGUUAUCUGGCGGCUAAUCCCCAAAUGCAAUUCAAACAGCUAGAACUCAUGGACCAAGCGGGACCGUCUGCUCAAGGGGCUUCAACAUCGUUUCCAUCGACGUUCACGCUUCCAGAAACGUUUAGUGCUCCGCACAUACCGCGCGAACAUGAGUACAGAUUUGCUUAUGACAUGCUAUACAAAGGCGGAUCUACUAUUCAUCCACACUUUACGAGUCGGUACGUAUCGGACUUGAUGUUCAAGUACUACGAUGACGAAUACACGCCGGACUAUUUCGUGCAAGACUACACUGUACCAAAAGAGUCGGGUAGGAUGGAUGAGAGGCGCGGAUAUGUCAAUGAAGUUAUGGAGGAAGUUGAACGAAGAGAGUCACCCGAUUUUGACGCUAUUCAAGACCCAUCUCCAAGAUUUUAUACUAAUCGGUGGAGAAGAGCCAUAUCUGAAGUCGCUUGA
This is a messenger RNA of Ostertagia ostertagi, 957 nucleotides long. The record is from the annotation of a GenBank genome assembly. Lineage: Eukaryota; Metazoa; Nematoda; Chromadorea; Rhabditida; Trichostrongylidae.